UUGAGCUGGCCGGUUCUGACCUGCCCCUUCGCAGAACAACUCACUCUUUUCCCGAUCAAUCCGCAAGUCUUCAAGUCUUCUGAAGUCUUGCUUGUUCAUUUCAAUUUUUUCAUUACCCCUCGGCAUCUUCGAUCGAGAUGGGUGAUAGAAGGAAGGGGUGGCCAUCCAUGGCAGUGAUUUUCCUGGCCCUGUUCUUGACCGCUCAAGUCUGUUUCUCGGCUGCCAAACAGCCUCCCGUCGGCGCGAAGUUACAAUCCUCCGUGGUUUUACCUGUUCAAGGAGAUAUCAACCGCAAUGGAGCUCUAUAUACUACCAUACAUAUAGGGAACCCACCCAAGCCAUACAUUCUGGAUAUAGACACUGGCAGUGAUCUUACUUGGGUCCAAUGUGCAGCUGCACGAAAUGCCAAGUUACUCAAGGGCCCUAACAGUCCAUACAAGCCGAAGAAUAAUGCCUUGUUCUGCAAGGACCCCCUGUGUCCCUUUGUUGAGAAACCAGCCAAUUACCCUUGCGAGGCGCCAAAUGAUCAAUGUGACUAUCAGGUUGAUUAUGCUGAUUCUGGUUCAUCUCUUGGCGUGCUGGUCCGGGACUACUUUACCCUCAAAUCCACAAAUGGUCAUGAUCUUAAACUCUCUCUGGCUUUCGGGUGUGGAUACGAUCAAGAAUUUUCAGGUCCACAUCCUCCUCCUUAUGUAGAUGGAGUACUUGGCCUUGCCAAUGGCAGAUCGAGCAUCGUGUCCCAGCUAAAAGGUUUAGGCGUGACAAGGAAUGUAUUCGGCCAUUGUUUUGGCAGGCAAGGGAAAGGAUUUAUUUUCUUCGGAGAUGUGCCGUUGCCUUCGGGACUUGUCUGGGCUCCAAUGUUUCCCAAUCCAGGGAACCACUACAUGUUAGGACCUGCCGACCUUUUUGUUAGCAGGGACGCUCCAGCAGCCACGAGUCUUAAUGUAGUUUUUGACAGUGGGAGUACCUAUACUUACCUCAAUUCCCAAGCUUAUAAUGCCACAGUUUCCCUGAUCAAGAGAGCGUUAGAGGGAAAGCCAUGGACUGUAGUCAAUGAUGGCAGUCUCCCUCUCUGUUGGAGAGGUGCAAAGCCAGUGAAGCACAUUGAUGCAGUCAAGAACAGUUUCAGCCCCCUGGUACUAAGCUUCCCGAAGGUGAAGAAUGCUGCUUUUGUAUUGCCACCAGAAGCUUAUCUCCUUGUCACUCCUCGGGGCAAUGUUUGUCUGGGGAUCUUGAAUGGAGCUGAUGCAAAUCUAGGAAACUUGAACGUAAUUGGAGAUAUUUCCCUGCAAGACAAGUUAGUGGUUUACGACAAUGAAAGACGGAUGAUCGGAUGGGCUUCUAAAUACUGCAACAAACUUCCAGCUGGGGCUUGAAAUUUUUUCUGGUAGUCAGUCAUCUUCCAUUAGAUCAUUCACUUGAAUUUAUUUUCCUCUGUGGUGAUUAGAUUAUAGUGAGGGUUGGGUUCAUUCUUGGCUGUUAGGAUAAUGUCCUGUAUUUAUCCAUGCAAUUUAUAUUUUGAAAUAGUUUGAAUAGGUAGGACUUAUACCUAGUCUCUAGGAUGUGGUUUAUCCAAUCCGUAUGAUUAGGAGAUUAGUUAGCUUUCUGUAUUAUAAAAUCAUUCCAAAUCCUAUGUAACACAUCAUUCAAAGCUUAAA
Messenger RNA from Diospyros lotus (date-plum), 1658 nucleotides. RefSeq names its product aspartic proteinase Asp1-like. The record is from RefSeq and is a predicted model, not a curated record. The transcript has 8 exons. NCBI's taxonomy places the organism in Eukaryota, Viridiplantae, Streptophyta, Magnoliopsida, Ericales, Ebenaceae. Gene Ontology annotation, molecular function: aspartic-type endopeptidase activity. Gene Ontology annotation, biological process: proteolysis. The coding region runs from base 138 to 1376 and encodes 412 amino acids.